AUGCACAUCCCCCUCCUCCCCAUAACCCUAACCCUCCUCCUCCCCUUGACAACCGCAACCCCCCUCACCCCCAACCCCACGAAUCAUUCCCAAAAAACAGCAGCAACAGCAACAAUAACCAACAAAUGCCCCUUCGCAAUCUACCUAACACCAGUAUCCUCAACCCCAUCACCAGCCGAAAUAACCCUCCCCCCCCACCAAAACUACACCGAACCCUACCGCCACGACCCGGUGACGGGGGGCAUCAGCCUGAAGCUGACGACGGUGGCGCACGGGCUGUACACGGGAGCGGCGCAGACGAUCUUCGCGUAUAACUAUCUCGAGGACGCGGGCCAGGUGUGGUUUGAUUUGUCCGAUGUGUUUGGGGAUCCGUUUGCUGGGUGGAGGGUGCGGUUGGGGCCCAUUUUUGUUAAUGGGGGGAAUAAUGGCACUGGGAAUGGGAAUAAUGGUACUGGGAAUGGGGCGGCGGAGACGAUUGUUUGGGAGGAUGGGGUUCCGCCUAGGGGCAGUCAGGUUCGGGUUGUGAGUUCGGAGGUUGGGUUGGGGUUGGGGGUUUGUGUUUAA
Aspergillus homomorphus CBS 101889 is the source of this 564-nucleotide messenger RNA. RefSeq names its product Bys1 family protein. Bases 1 to 564 code for a protein of 187 amino acids. The transcript has a single exon. NCBI's taxonomy places the organism in Eukaryota, Fungi, Ascomycota, Eurotiomycetes, Eurotiales, Aspergillaceae. The record is from RefSeq and is a predicted model, not a curated record.